Molecule: messenger RNA, 207 nt
Organism: Funneliformis mosseae
Lineage: Eukaryota; Fungi; Glomeromycota; Glomeromycetes; Glomerales; Glomeraceae
Source: the annotation of a GenBank genome assembly
AUGUCAAUUUUACAAUAUUAUUCUAAAACUUCUAAUGAAAGUUUAGAAAGCAGUUCGGAUGAAGAUAAUUUUAAUGAUAACAUUGCCGAACCUGCUGAACCUAUAAAUAAAACCAAACCUUUAAUUCAAAAACCUAUAGUACGGCAUUAUCAACCUUCUAAAAAACUAAAAUUUAAUCGUAAAACUGGAGUUUUUCAGCAAGAAUAG